Messenger RNA from Aspergillus novofumigatus IBT 16806, 1038 nucleotides. Its product is annotated as SDR family NAD(P)-dependent oxidoreductase. Gene Ontology annotation, molecular function: oxidoreductase activity. The transcript is spliced from 2 exons. The record is from RefSeq and is a predicted model, not a curated record. The coding region runs from base 16 to 813 and encodes 265 amino acids. Lineage: Eukaryota; Fungi; Ascomycota; Eurotiomycetes; Eurotiales; Aspergillaceae.
UUGACAGAACUCAAUAUGCUCUCUACGUCAUCUGAAAACUCACUUGCUGGCAAGACCUGCCUGGUCACCGGUGGAGCUGGCGGGCUGGGCAAGGCCAUUGCGUCUACUUUCCUCGCAGCUGGCGCAAACGUGGUGAUCUGCGAUGUCAACGAGGACCGACUACAGCAGACGUCGGCAGAACUGGGGGAAACCGGUCGAUUGAAAGCUACCAAGGCGGACAUAACCUCCGCGAGCGCCGUUCAAACGCUCUUUGACGAGAUCGUCGCGGACUUUGGGAAGCUCGACGUCCUGGUCAACAAUGCUGGGAUCAUGGACAGGUUUGAUCCAGUGGGAGAUCUCGACGAGGCACUGUGGGAUAAGGUGAUUGGCGUGAACCUCACAGCCCCAUUUCUGCUCAGUAAACUAGCUGUGCGGAAUAUGUUGGCGCAGCCUACCCCUGAUGGAUGUAUUAUCAACAUCGUGUCUGUAGCCGGUAAGGCCGGCUGGGCAGCGGGCGCAGCAUACACAGCGAGCAAGCACGGUCUUGUUGGGUUGACCAAGAACAUGGCCGCCUUCUACGGUAACAAGGGCAUCCGGUGCAACGGGCUGCUGCUGGGCGGCAUGAACACUAACAUCACCGACGCCUUCCAAGCCGGCUUCAACAAGGAGGGCCAAGACAAAGCCCUCGAGAUCGGAACUGCCGUCAAAGCGCGCCUGUGCGAGAUCGACGAUGUAGCCGACAUGUGUCUGUUCCUGGCCUGCGGCAAGGGCUCGAAACUGAUCAACGGCGCUCUUAUCCCGGCAGACAAUGGCUGGACGGGAGUUCUUGGAUGAUUUAACUUCAUUUAUAUUCGUAUUAUCUACUCAUGUAGUUCCAGUACUUGCCCUUCAACCUCAACAAUGCAUAUAUUCCAAUCCCCCGCCUCAUUCUGGAUACACUCUCCCAGAUUCACACUCGCAGACUGCACACUCCCAUGCCGAUCAUUCAGCUGCGCAUGCAACAUCGGUGUCCCCUCCCCUCCUUCCAGCGCAAGAUGCACCUGCGAUGCGCUCUCCGCG